GUUCCUUUUGCCCUAUAAUCUCUUUCAAAGAAAAAACAAAAACUUCAUAUUCUAAACACUUUGUGGCAUUUCCACAAACACCUCAUCUCCAUCAUCCAUGGAAGCUCUUACCUCACUUCACCACCGUCACCAACCUCUAUAUUCCUCCAUCUACCCUUCUCUAUCAUCAUCAACCACCUCUUCACUCUUUCUCUCACAAUCCUCACCAUCAUCCUCUUCCAUCAGAGCUUCAUCGCCUUCCUCUGACUCCCUUCAAAUUCUUCAACACCCAGAACCCAAAACCCCUCAAUUCCCCAACCCUCUUCUACAAAUUCCAAAUCUUGACCCUCCUCUUCAUGAAUCAGAAUCCAAAUCUCAAUUUUUCAACCCUAAUUGUAAUUUUCCAAACGUUCCCAAUCAAGAUCCUGAACCUAAAUCCCCUCAAUUUCUUAACCCUAUUCGUAAAUUUCCCUCUUUUGUGACAGUUACUGCAGCUGCAUCAGCUUUUCUCUUUCUGGGUUGUUGUCAAAACGGGUUUAACAAACCAAUUACACCACUUUCCUCAGUUGUUUCCAUUGAGGAAAAAAGCGAUUUUGAGGAAUUUUCUGAGAGUAAACCAGAUAAUGUUCAUGUUCAAUCUGUUUUACAUUUGAAACUGAAGGAGAAAGUCCGCGUUGUGCAUAGUUUCAAGAAAGUCAAAACUGAUGAUGAUGAGGCAUGGCAAGUGUUGAGAGGAGAGGUUUAUAGCUGCAGUGAGAAUUUGGAGUUGAUCAAGGUUGGAUUUGAAGAAAUAUUAGAGAAAGACAUGGAUUGUAACAAGGUUCAUCAAAAUCGGGUUCUCGAGUAUCUUGAAAUGAUUGAUCAAUGUAGUAGCUUGUUGAAGGGUAUUAAGGUUUCUAUGGAUAGAUGUGAGAGGGAAGAUGGAGAUAUAAAUCGGUACCUGAGAUUCUUCGGCAAGGUUGUCGAUCAAAUUAGGGUCUUGGAAGGAGACAUGGUUGGUGCUUUGAAGUAUUUUAAGCAGCUUGAACAAGGAAAUUUGAAUUGAUGUGUAUUUGAUAAUCACCAAAGAAGAUAUUUUUGAGGUUUUCAAUCAGUUUCAACCUUCAACUAUUACUUUUACUACUUUUGUUAUAUGAUGUGUUAGUUUUAAAAUAGUGGUUUUUUAAGAUAUGAAGCACAUGUAUAUAAUUAGGUGCUGAACAUUUAGUUAUGAGAAGCAUAGAAUCUUUGUUGCUGUAUUA
Molecule: messenger RNA, 1220 nt
Organism: Vicia villosa (hairy vetch)
Lineage: Eukaryota; Viridiplantae; Streptophyta; Magnoliopsida; Fabales; Fabaceae
Exons: 1
Coding region: 98-1024 (308 amino acids)
Source: RefSeq, a predicted model, not a curated record